UAUUUAUUUAAUAAUAUGAUAUCCAGCUAUCCAUAUUUAUUUAAUGUGGAUGUGAAGGAGUUAGAUAAGGAGAAAAGGUUGCUGGAUGUUCUUGAGAAAAUCAACUAUCCAACCCCUAGUACUGUAAAGAGGUCUGGAGAUGUGAGGAUGUGGUGUUAUAUUGAAACUAGAACAUGUGGUAAAUGUGUGAGUAUAUCGCUGCACCCUAGUUUGACGGCGGGAGAGGCGGUUCUUCUUGUUGCUAAGGAAGCAAAUCUUCAAGAAUUUCAGAAUAUGUUGAUCCACGAGGUGGUUCUUGGUGAAACCCUGGAGAGACCUGUGCAUUUCUCAGAGAAGCUUCUAGAUCUUACUCUUAGAUGGGGGUCUUGGCAGGAUGCUGACCGUCAUAACAACUAUCUGCUCCUGAAAGAAAACAAACUGUACGCGGACGCAGUUCCAUGCGCAAUCCCGCCACUCUCUAUAUUCUCAGAAAUUCAGUUCUCGGAAAAUAAACCUAAAUCUAAGUUCUCCAAACUUCUGUUCAGUGUCUCAAACGCCAGCAUUACAUGCUACAAGGAGGACAAAUCCGGGCAAUCUUCCGAAAUUAGUGCUUGGCCCGUAGAGGAUCUCAUCUGGUAUAUAGGUUGCGAGAAGAAGAGAAAUCCUCCCCAUCCACUUAACCUUACUUUUAUUGACAAAGACGAGCCACUGCGCACAAAGGAAGCGCCACUCUUCGGCCGCGUUCUGUCUUUCAGCAGUCGUGAGCUGUUCACCAAGUGGUUAGCAGCUCUCCUGGUGGCGGAAUAUGGAACUAAUAUUGUUCAAAACAAUCUUGUUAUUCUUGAUUAAAGAUUUCCACUUAAUUGAAUCAUCAUGAACUCGAUUAAAUAAUUAAAAUAUUGAUCAAUAUUUGUUCACUGGAUAAAAAAUUAUCUAUGUAACCUAGGUGAAUUAUGACCGCCAUAUAAAUGUAAUUCAAAUGGUUUGUAAUUUAAUCAAUUAGUUGGUCGAUUUUAUUUUCUGACCUCACGAUUAAUCAAUUGAAAAAUUAAUUAAUCAAUUGUCAUGUCUAAAACCAAUUGAAGUUAAAGACUCAAUGUAAAAAGAUCUCAAUUUCGAAAUGAUAAUUACUAUGACCUUUAUCUUUAAAAACUCAAAUUUUUAAUUGCAGAUUUUAACUUAUUUCUUGUCGUGACUUGAGAACUUGAACUUUCACAAGGCUUUUAAAUAUUUAAGUAAUCCUUUAUAAAGCAGAGGUUGUUAAAGCGAG
Molecule: messenger RNA, 1249 nt
Organism: Eurytemora carolleeae
Lineage: Eukaryota; Metazoa; Arthropoda; Copepoda; Calanoida; Temoridae
Product: arf-GAP with Rho-GAP domain, ANK repeat and PH domain-containing protein 3
Exons: 8
Coding region: 16-828 (270 amino acids)
Source: RefSeq, a predicted model, not a curated record